Messenger RNA from Lachancea mirantina, 432 nucleotides. The record is from the annotation of a GenBank genome assembly. Lineage: Eukaryota; Fungi; Ascomycota; Saccharomycetes; Saccharomycetales; Saccharomycetaceae.
AUGAGUACUACCAUCACCACCACACCUAUCCCGCGAGAAGUCGUCAACUGGGACAUUUUGGACGAGAUCGUGUCGCUGGACGAGGACAAUCCGGAUUUCUCGCGUAACUUGAUCGAGCAAUUCCUCGAGCAAGCCAGCACGACGUUUGCACAGAUUGACGCGGAAUUGCAAGGGAAGCGCGACCUUGCACAACUCGCGUCGUUGGGCCAUUUUCUGCGUGGAUCCUCUGCUGCGCUAGGGCUCCAACGGAUCGCAUGGGCGUGUGAACGGAUUCAAAACCUUGGUCGCAAACGUGAGGGCGCUGCAGAUCCUGCAGCGCCCUUGAGCGACGAUUUUUACGCGGACCAAAUCGCCAGUGCACUUGCACAGGCGCGUGUCGAAUUCGACGUUGCGAGACAGGAACUGUCCAAGUUUUACGGCACACUACUGUGA